CGCGCGCGGCUAGGGGAGCGCGCGUGCGCCGGGGCCGCGCGCCGGGUUGUCCGCUGUUGGGAGCCUAGCCCCCGGCCUGGGGCCGGGCGACCCUGGGGCGCGCUGUGCUCAGGUCUAGCUGGCUGGGUUUGGGGAGGCAUCCCAGCCCAUCAGGGAUAUCAGCUGUAGAUCUGGCUCGACCCCUCCACCAUCCGUAAACACUCCUGAGCACAGGCCCUUCCUGGGGAGAUCCAUGGGCCCUGGGUCUACUCUGACCAGCAGCUGUCCAACCAGGGCAUCCAGGACUGGCGUGGAGCAGAAACUGUCCAUGGAGCUGGUUAACAAGGUGGACAGGGGGCUGCGGUGAUGGCACAGUUUGACACUGAAUAUCAGCGCCUAGAGGCCUCCUAUAGCGAUUCACCCCCAGGGGAAGAGGACCUGUUGGUGCAUGUGGCUGAGGGGAGCAAAUCGCCUUGGCACCACAUUGAGAACCUCGACCUCUUCUUCUCUCGAGUUUAUAAUCUUCAUCAGAAGAAUGGCUUCACGUGUAUGCUCAUUGGAGAGAUUUUUGAACUCAUGCAGUUCCUCUUUGUGGUUGCCUUCACCACCUUCCUGGUUAGUUGUGUGGACUACGACAUCCUAUUUGCCAACAAGAUGGUGAACCACAGUCUUCACCCUACUGAGCCCGUCAAGGUCACUCUGCCAGAUGCCUUUUUGCCUGCCCAAGUCUGUAGUUCCAGGAUUCAGGAAAACGGCUCACUCAUCACCAUCCUGGUCAUUGCGGGUGUCUUCUGGAUCCACCGGCUUAUCAAGUUCAUCUAUAACAUUUGCUGCUACUGGGAGAUCCACUCCUUCUACCUGCAUGCUCUGCGUAUCCCCAUGUCGGCCCUUCCAUAUUGCACAUGGCAGGAAGUGCAGGCCCGGAUUGUGCAGACACAGAAAGAGCAUCAGAUCUGCAUCCACAAGCGUGAGCUGACGGAGUUGGACAUCUACCAUCGCAUCCUUCGCUUCCAGAAUUACAUGGUGGCACUGGUGAACAAGUCCCUUCUGCCCCUGCGCUUCCGCCUGCCUGGCCUUGGAGAGGUUGUCUUUUUUACCCGUGGUCUCAAGUACAACUUUGAGCUGAUCCUCUUCUGGGGACCUGGCUCUCUGUUUCUCAACGAAUGGAGCCUCAAGGCUGAGUACAAACGUGGAGGACAGCGGCUAGAGCUGGCCCAGCGCCUCAGCAACCGCAUCCUGUGGAUUGGCAUCGCCAACUUCCUGCUGUGUCCCCUCAUCCUUAUCUGGCAGAUCCUCUAUGCCUUCUUCAGCUAUGCCGAGGUGUUGAAGAGAGAGCCCGGGGCCUUGGGAGCACGUUGCUGGUCCCUGUAUGGCCGUUGCUACCUCCGCCACUUCAAUGAGCUGGAACAUGAGCUGCAAUCCCGCCUCAACCGUGGCUACAAGCCCGCCUCCAAGUACAUGAAUUGCUUCUUGUCACCACUGCUGACUCUGCUGGCCAAGAACGGUGCCUUCUUCGCUGGCUCUAUCCUGGCUGUGCUCAUUGCUCUCACUAUCUACGAUGAAGAUGUGUUGGCUGUGGAACAUGUCCUCACGACCGUCACACUCCUAGGAGUCACGGUGACCGUGUGCAGGUCCUUCAUCCCAGACCAGCACAUGGUGUUCUGCCCUGAGCAGCUGCUCCGAGUGAUCCUCGCUCAUAUCCACUACAUGCCUGACCACUGGCAGGGUAAUGCCCACCGCUCGCAGACCCGGGACGAGUUUGCCCAGCUCUUCCAGUACAAGGCAGUGUUUAUCCUGGAGGAGUUGCUGAGUCCCAUUGUCACUCCCCUCAUUCUCAUUUUCUGCCUGCGCCCACGGGCCCUGGAGAUUAUAGACUUCUUCCGCAACUUCACAGUAGAGGUUGUCGGCGUUGGAGACACCUGUUCCUUUGCUCAGAUGGAUGUUCGCCAACAUGGUCAUCCUCAGUGGCUGUCUGGAGGGCAGACCGAGGCCUCAGUGUACCAGCAGGCCGAGGACGGGAAGACCGAGCUGUCACUCAUGCACUUCGCCAUCACCAAUCCUGGCUGGCAGCCGCCUCGUGAGAGCACCGCUUUCCUGGGCUUCCUCAAGGAGCAGGUGCAGCGAGAUGGAGCAGCUGCUGGCCUUGCCCAAGGUGGUCUGCUCCCUGAGAAUGCCCUUUUCACGUCCAUUCAGUCCUUACAGUCUGAGUCCGAGCCCCUGAGUCUUAUUGCAAACGUGGUAGCUGGCUCGUCCUGCCGGGGACCCCCACUGUCCAGAGACCUGCAGGGCUCCAGGCACAGGGCUGAAGUUGCUUCUGCCCUCCGCUCCUUUUCCCCUCUGCAACCUGGACAGGCCCCCCAAGGCCGGGUUCCCAGCACCAUGACAGGAUCUGGAGUGGAUGCCAGGACAGCCAGCUCCGGGAGCAGUGUGUGGGAGGGACAGCUGCAGAGCCUGGUGCUGUCAGAAUACGCGUCCACCGAGAUGAGCCUUCAUGCCCUCUAUAUGCACCAGCUCCACAAGCAGCAGACCCAGGCUGAGCCUGAGCGGCAUGUGUGGCACCGCCGGGAAAGUGAUGAGAGUGGAGAGAGUGCCCCUGAAGAUGGGGGAGAGGGUGCCCGGGCCCCCCAGCCUAUCCCCCGGUCUGCCAGCUAUCCCUGUGCUACACCCCGGCCUGGAGCACCCGAGACCACUGCCUUGCAUGGGGGCUUCCAGAGGCGCUACGGGGGCAUCACAGAUCCUGGCACAGUGCCCCGGGCUCCCUCUCACUUCUCCAGGCUGCCCCUGGGAGGAUGGGCAGAAGAUGGGCAGCCAGCGUCAAGACAUCCGGAGACUGUGCCAGAGGAGGGCUCGGAGGAUGAGUUGCCCCCUCAAGUGCACAAGGUAUAAACAAGGCAGAAGAGGUCCCCAUGCUCCAAGAUGGAGGCAACAGCUGCCCUGCCAACCAUCUGCCUGCCAGAAGAGGGCUUCUAUGAGUGUUGCCUGGCCCCACGUGUGUGGUGUUUGUGUGUCCCUGCCUGGCCAAGGGAGGUGCCAACACUGGGCUGGCCAUAGCCCAAGAAGAAUUUGAGGCCUGGAGACUAGGGGCACACAAGACUCUAGCCUCAUCCCCAGGACUCCCUUGGCUCAGAGUGUGGUGCUAGAAACUGGUCCCCAGCCCACUCCCAGUACUGCCAUCUUUGCAUUCACCCCUGCAAGUCUCCGGAGGGCUUCCUACCACAGAAGCUGCCAAGAGAAGAACUUGUGCCAACUGUGGAGUGGGGAGGCAGGGCCUAGAUCCUCCACCCCUGCAGCCCAGCCCCCAUCUGGAAUACCUGAGCAGCUCAGGCUGUGGUCCUUACCUCACCCCGUCCUCACCCAGUGCUACAGCCAGCUCACCUCUCCUACUCCCCGCACAUCACGGGCAUGUGUGUGCUGCUUGCUCCUCUUCUGUUCGCUUGCCCCCUUCUGGUCGGCUUUUGCUUUUUGUUGGGGUGAGAGUCAUAGCUCUUGGCUCCUCUCACACUUAUCUUUGACACUAAGAUGGGAGGUUUCUAAAUUGCAGGAACAGGAUGAAUCUUCAACUUUUAGGAUGGGCGCUUGGGAAUUUGAGGCUUUCCUGGGCCCCACUGCUGCUUAUUGUACUCCUCCCACCUGCACAAGGGACUGGCAGGGCAGGAUUGUGACCUCAGUCAUCUAUAUCCCAGCAGGAGAGCUCUGCCCUGCAACCCUCAGUUCCCUAAAGGAGGGUGCAGGGCGCCGGACUCACCCUAGCCUAGGGCUUUGACAUUGCACACUGGGAUCCAGCGCCUACCCUUCCCCUACUCCCUUCCCCAGCUCUGCUCCGACUGUGGAAGGUAAACUAUGCUGAAAGUGGUGGACUCUGCUGUCCCAGUCAGCAGCAGGACAGGGUGGGAAAUCCUAUACAGCUUGAUAACCCUUAAUAAAGAAGGGACUUUGA
Molecule: messenger RNA, 3916 nt
Organism: Microtus oregoni (creeping vole)
Lineage: Eukaryota; Metazoa; Chordata; Mammalia; Rodentia; Cricetidae
Gene: Atg9a
Product: autophagy related 9A
Exons: 16
Coding region: 346-2865 (839 amino acids)
Biological process (GO): protein localization to phagophore assembly site; autophagy of mitochondrion
Cellular component (GO): phagophore assembly site; autophagosome
Source: RefSeq, a predicted model, not a curated record